GGCGCCGCUGGGCCUGUGGCUCGGCGCUGCCUCCCCGACAGGGCCUGAGCCUGGCGGCGGCCUGCACCGCCAAGGCCGGGCCGUAGCUCGGCGGCGGUGCCCGCCCGCGUACCCGGAGGAGAGGGACGGGGGACCCCCGAGAACUCCUCAGCUGUCAGAGUUAAAGAAAACAGGAGGAUAUAUCGCUACUUUUUUUUAUCUACCUGGCUUUCAUGGUGUAAUUUACUCAUCUUUCUCCUGCGCUUGAAGAGAAUUACAGGGUGAAGGCUUUCCCUAGAGUCUCCGAGGUAUAAAUGAGUAAGAGCUGCGAUCAAAUCAUCCAACACAUCUGUUUCAGGGGGGAGUUUUAAUGUUUUGAUGUCAGAAUGAAGAGCAGGAUACCUCUCAUUCUUCUAGCUUGUGGCUCCUUUAACCCCAUCACAAACAUGCAUAUGCGUUUAUUUGAGCUGGCUAGAGACCACCUGCACCAAACAGGAAGGUAUCAGGUAAUUGAAGGCAUAAUGUCUCCGGUUAAUGAUGACUAUGGAAAGAAAGGCUUGGUUUCAGCAAGGCACCGGAUAGCAAUGGCUAAACUAGCACUGGAGACAUCUGACUGGAUUCGAGUUGAUCCAUGGGAGAGUGAGCAGAAGACAUGGACAGAAACAGUAAAAGUAUUAAGGCACCAUUACAAUGAGUCACUCAGAUUGCUCCAGUCCAGGAAGGAAUUCAUGAAAAACAAACAGCCCAUAGAAAGAUCUACAGAGGAUUCCUUUUCUUACCAGCACCCAGUUCUACCAGAAUUAAAGCUGCUUUGUGGGGCUGAUUUUCUACAGACAUUCAAGACACCUAAUCUCUGGAAGGAAGAACACAUCAAAGAAAUAGUGGAAAAGUUUGGUUUGGUGUGUAUUAGCCGUGCCGGCUCUGAUCCUGCUACAUAUAUCAAUGAAUCGGACCUUUUAACUAAAUUUCAGCACAAUAUCUUUCUGGUGAAAGAAUGGGUUCAGAAUGAAAUCAGUGCAACACAGAUACGCUCUGCCUUGCGCAGAGGAUUAAGUGUAAAAUACCUCGUACCAGACUCUGUUAUAUCCUACAUCGUGCGCCAUAAUAUCUACACAGAAGAGAGUGAGCGGAAGAAUGAAGGUGACUUGCUUCAGCCUCUAAAAUUGCAUAAAACAGUAAACCCACUAAAUGACUGAUGUCUGUAAUUUGGGAAGUGGACAGACCUGAUACUUUUUCAUGUAAAGUUCUUGAGAAAGUUGUUUCUUGUUAAUGAGGGGAAAGUACCUCAGUCCAAAAUUUCUUGAAUUCAUGUGGUGUUUUAAAUUCAUGGAUUUGUAUGUGGUAGCGCUUAAGCAAAUCGGGAUGCUCAGCUGCAUAGCUUAAAAUAUUUAAAGAACUGCUUCCUUAAGAAAAUUAAAGAAAUAAGAUCUUAACAAUAAAUAUUAAUAUCCAGUAGUACUUAAGGGUCAAACAUAGUACUUUCCUGAAUUGUGAUUCUGUAAUCCUACGGUUUGAGCAUGAAGAUGCCUUACUGUUCUGAAGCAGCAAAAUAAAAUGUACUAUUACUUUUCUCUCUAUAUAUAUAUUUUUAAAUAUGUGUUACUGCUAAACUUUGAAUUUUUAGGACCCUGAAUAACUUUUUGUAUUUUUGCAGUUUGGACAAAAGAUGGAAAUCUUUCUUUUAUGCAAGCACUUAAAAAUGCAUGCACCAUUCAAGUCACUUCUAAGCCUCCAGAUUCACAUAUGACAGACAGUCCUCAUCCCCAGAUUUAAAGUGGGUGUAAAGUAGCUCUCUGCUUCUCUGAACCAGAGUCUUCUAUAUGAGUAAGUAAUUGCCAAAGCCCUGGAGAAGAUAACAUAUCCAAGAGAAGCUUCAGCUGUACCAUUUGAAAAUACAUGAUGGAAAAUAAAUGAAAAUAGCUAAGAGGCUAUCACAGUAUUUGAUCCCUGAUGUUAGCCAGAAAAAUCCAUUCUCCUGUAUGUUGCCUAUUGUGCUGAUUCAGUCUAUCUCAUUUUAGACAGAAAACAUCUUCGAAGAAGAUAGUAUCUCUAGAAACUGCUACUUCUGUGUUUCAUGUUGCUUAAAUUAACUGAAAGCAUGCAUUUAUCAAUAUACAGAAUUAACCAUGGCUUCUUAAUGCAAGUUUCCACCUGACUGGCCCAUUUUGAGCCCUGUUGGCUAAACAGCUUCCACUGGUAGUUCUCUAGAAUUAAGGAAUUUGUAGAACAAGUUAAGGUAAUGCCAGACACAACUUGCUUUCACUGAGAGUCUGUGUGAUUCUUUUUCUGAAAAGAAGGCGGCAUGAAGUAGCUGGAACAUAUUCAAGGAAGAAGGAUUUGCCUCAAAAAAAAAAAAAAAAAAAAAAAAAAAAAAAAAAA
Messenger RNA from Calidris pugnax (ruff), 2358 nucleotides. RefSeq names its product nicotinamide nucleotide adenylyltransferase 3 (gene NMNAT3). Lineage: Eukaryota; Metazoa; Chordata; Aves; Charadriiformes; Scolopacidae. The coding region runs from base 366 to 1175 and encodes 269 amino acids. Gene Ontology annotation, biological process: NAD+ biosynthetic process. Gene Ontology annotation, molecular function: nicotinate-nucleotide adenylyltransferase activity; nicotinamide-nucleotide adenylyltransferase activity. The transcript has 7 exons. The record is from RefSeq and is a predicted model, not a curated record. Gene Ontology annotation, cellular component: mitochondrion.